Molecule: messenger RNA, 210 nt
Organism: Amoebophrya sp. A25
Lineage: Eukaryota; Dinophyceae; Syndiniales; Amoebophryaceae
Source: the annotation of a GenBank genome assembly
CCCCUCUCGCCCUCCAUUUCUUCAACGUUUUCCCGUUCUGCGUUGGUCUCUUGCUCUUGCGCGGUGGUCCUUGUGGCCUCUGCUGCGGGCCCGUCCUCGUCCCUUGUGUGUGCGUCUCCGUCUCCUUUGCGUUGGUCUUCUCGCGCCGCAGUGCCGCGCGUGCCUUUCUUAGCGGUCUUGCCUUCGUCCACUUCGUCGGGGUCCUCUUCC